Molecule: messenger RNA, 2313 nt
Organism: Paramecium sonneborni
Lineage: Eukaryota; Ciliophora; Oligohymenophorea; Peniculida; Parameciidae
Source: the annotation of a GenBank genome assembly
AUGGCUUUAGAAUCUUAUGAUUUUUUAGUGAGUGAAAUUAGAGUCUCAUUAGAUGUAUAAAAGUAACAUUAUAUUAGAAAGGAGAUGAGAUAAAGAAACUUAUCCUUGAAGAAAAUUUGUCAGAGAUUAAAAGAGCUUAAAUAAUAUUGACAAAAGGACAACAAAGAUAGAAAUUGGCUGUAUUAAGUUCUAAAAAGAUUAGAUUUACACUAACUUAGAUAGACUAUUGAGAGGAGGUUUCGACAUAUUGUAUAAUGUUGUUUAAGCUGAUCUAAUGGAAUAAAGUGAAGAAAUUAUUAUAGCAGCUGGAAUUUCACUCAAGAAUAUCAAUUGUCGUUGUAAAGAACUAAUGCCUUUAGUCCUUCAUUUUAUUUAAUUAUACAAUAUGAAAUAUGCAAAUGCAUGGAUUCCAACAUUUGGAAAUCUUAUUCAUUAAUUUAAUUAUAAGGACUAUUAGGAUCACAUUGAGAAAAUAAUCAUUGAAAUGUCAAUGCCUCGUCAACCAGAAGUUGGAAGGUUGAUAGGAGCAAUGAUGAUAAUUUAAGUAGCAAAUCUAUUAGGAGAUAAGAUUUAAGGGCCUAUAUUGGAUAGAGUUAGAUAAUUAUGCAAUGAUAAUGAUAAUGAUGUUAGAGCAUUAAUAGCUGGAGAUGUUCUUAGUUGUUUAAUAGAUAAAUUAAGUCCUUCUCUUAUACAUUAAUAUUUAUAAGAUAAAUUUUUGCUCUUAAUUUAUGAUAAUUGUUCAUUAGUAAAAAAAGAAAUGAUUAAAACCUUAUUUUAGCAUUAUUAAAAAUUGAAUACAAUUGAUUGCGUUGUAAAAAUUAUAAUUUUAUUAGAGUUUAAUGCUACUUAGAUGUUAAUUGAUUGCUUAUCCACUUAAAAUGAAGAUGUUCUUUCUACAUCUCUAACAUAUUGUGGUGUUGCUUUUCUUGCAAUAAAAGAAUAAGUUAAUUUUGAAUUUAAAUAAAAUCUUGUUAAUUUAUUUGUUAAAUUUGGAUAACAUCAGAGUCAAAAUAUUAGAUACUUUUAUUUAUAUAAUUUACCAGGUUUCUUGAUUUUGAUUAAAGAGCUCCAAUUAAACUGUUUAUUAAUCUAACCUUUUUUUGUAAUUAUCGAUGAAGAUGAGGAGGUGAAUAGAAUUUUUGCUUGUUCUAUCUUGCAUGAAUUGAUUAAAUCUUUUGAUGUAAACAAAUUUUAUAAAUCAGUAUAGCUUCAUUUAAACCUAAAUUUAAUUUAUAAUUACGAGCAUUAUGAAUACUGGGAACUAUAAAUUGAUUUUGCAAAUUUAAUUUGGUAAAAUAAUUGAGACAUUGCUUAAUGAAGGAUAUCUUAUAUCUUUAGAUAAAAUUGUAAUUCAUUUAAUUUAUAUAAAGCAAAAACAAUUUAAAGUAAUUUUUCAGGAAAUUUCAAAACUUUUCUAAAAGUGUGAAUAGAAUUAUUAAACUAAUGAAAAGUUUUUGUUAUCAGUUAAAAGUUUUACGAGAUAUGUUAAACCCAAAUAAUUUUUGAAAUACUUUAUACCAAUUUUAUUAAAAAGAUAAACAUGUUCUUCUAAUGAAGAGUUAGCUAUGGAAAUAUUAGCAUAUUUUUUUGGUGUUUGUCAUGAUUAUGAAAUACAGUAAAAUAUCAAAGAUACUAUGAAUUCAUAAUUUUACAAGGGAAAUUCAAAUAAAAAAAUAAAAUAUUUGUAUUUUGUAAAAGUUUUACCAAAAUACAUAAGUAAGAAGUAUUUUAAUUAUUUAAAUGUAAGAAUAAUAAUUAUAAUUAAAGUUUAACUUAUUUAUUUAAUUAUAUGAGGAUAAAAUAAUAGAUGUUGUAAUACAAUUAGUUAAAAUAUUGCCUUAAGUUAAACAUUAUUUAAUUGAUUAAGAUCAAUAUAAGCAAUUGAAAAUUUUAAAGGGAAAGACAAUAUAAAAAAUGGUUGAAGAAAUGAUAAUGAAAAUAGAAUAGAAUAAAAUUCUUAUUGAUGAGAUUUAAGAAAAAAAAAUGUAAGAGAAUGAGGAUAAGAUUUAAUAAGAAUAUUUGAAUAAUUUAAAAGUAAUAAAAUAUAUUUGAUAAAUAAUAGGGUAUAGAUAGCAAUUAAAAAAAUAAGAAAAGACUUGUUUGUAAGUUGACAUCAUAAUCAGCUAAGAAAUAAUAAAGUAAUUCUUAGAUAAGGUAUAAUAAUUGAUAAAAUGAAAUAGAAUAGGAACGAGAGAGAAUGCUUCAUUACCAUCAAGUAGAAGUUAAGAUAGAGGAAUAGAAUAAGGAGUGUAAAGACAAUAAAUAGAGAUAUAGAAAUUUAAAAGUCGUCAAAGUGGAUUUAAUAAAUUUUGA